This is a messenger RNA of Sphaeramia orbicularis (orbiculate cardinalfish), 1574 nucleotides long. RefSeq lists its product as uncharacterized. Bases 13 to 1374 code for a protein of 453 amino acids. The record is from RefSeq and is a predicted model, not a curated record. Lineage: Eukaryota; Metazoa; Chordata; Actinopteri; Kurtiformes; Apogonidae. The transcript has 2 exons.
CCCUGGUUCACCAUGCCGCAGUGUUGUGUGCCGUUCUGCGUUAAUCGCAGCGAGACUUCCCCAGAACUGUCCUUUUAUCGCUUUCCUGUUGACGAAGAGAACAGGAACAAAUGGCUGCAACUUAUCAGGCGUAAAGAUUUCAUUCCAAAUUGCAACUCACGAGUUUGCAGUUGGCAUUUCCUCUCUGGAAAAAGCGAUGGACCAACUCGGUUUGUAUGGAAUGAAGCCGGAGUCUCGAACUCCCCGAGUACCAGUGGCACUCGGCCAAAAGGGCCCAAGAGGAAGAACCUUGAUCCGUCCAGUUUAGGGAUGAGCACUUUGAAGCGUGCUGACUCGGCCGGGUUGACACGUCCUGCUGACACAAUUGUGAAGAAGACCACCCCACUGCCCGAGGCUCAGAAUUCUGUGAAGAGAAAGAACGAGAGACUGAGGAAUGAAGUGGAAGACCUGAAGAAGCAGCUCAAUGUCCAGAAGCAGGUGUUCAGAUUCUCUCAGGUAGAGGAAGAUCCGGGCCAGGUGCAGCAUUACACCGGUCUGCCUGAUGUGGCGACUUUUCACUUCCUGGAGACUCUGCUGACAAGGUCUGAGCUGGAGUACCACGGUGGCUCGGGGGGGAACAGGCUACCCCUCGUGGACCAGUUGCUCAUGACACUCAUGAAGCUGAAACUGAACCUCAGCAAUCUGGACCUCGCUAAGUGCUUCGACUGCUGCACUGCUACUGUGACUGUCGUUGUCACAACCAUCAUCCGCGGUCUGUACGACAUCCUGUACGUGGGCAUGAUGGAAGGUAACAUACCGUCACGCAACAAGAAUGCGUUGAGCCUGCCUGCCUGCUUUGCACCCUUUCCAAAUUGUCGCAUUGUACUGGAUUACACUGAAGUUGCAUUGGAGGAUACUGAGAAGCUCGACCCACAGUGCCCUUCGGACAGUCAAUACAAAGGGAAAACCACGUUGAAGAGUCUGAUUGGUGUGGCUCCCAAUGGUGUCAUCACAUUCGUCAGUGAUUUGUACAGAGUCGGUGCUUCUGACAAAGCAGUCACUGCGGACUGUGGGAUCCUGGAUCACCUUCAGCCUGGGGAUCUCCUAUUGGCUGAAGAGGGCUUCACCAUCCAGGAUAUUGUGCCCCCAGGAGUGUCUGUGAAUAUUCUGUCCGUUCCUGUCAAAGGACAGUCCACCCAGGAAGAAGUUGUCAAAAACCAAAAGAUUGCAUCUGCAAGGAUCCAUGUUAAACAUUCUAUCCAGAGACUGAAACUAUUUUCAAUACUUGAUCACAUUUCAUACCAGUAUGAAACAAAUGUCAACAAAAUUUUGAAGGUGUGUGCUUGUCUGACCAAUCUGCAAAUUCCAAGCUUGAUUGAAAUUUCAACUGUCUGAAUGUGUUCCAGUGUCAUGUUCCAAUGAUGAUGUUGCUGUCAAUAUACAUUUCUAGUAUUGGCACAUGUACAUUUUAUUGUCAUGUUCAGUUAAGGAACAGUAAAUGCUGUGAGAAUGCUAACAUGCUUUACAGUUACACCCACCUUUACUUUAGGCAAAAUUUUCCAAGUACUGUAGAUAAAAUCUUGUUCUCCAGCCUG